This is a messenger RNA of Gasterosteus aculeatus aculeatus (three-spined stickleback), 2233 nucleotides long. Its product is annotated as formyl peptide receptor 2. The record is from RefSeq and is a predicted model, not a curated record. Lineage: Eukaryota; Metazoa; Chordata; Actinopteri; Perciformes; Gasterosteidae. Gene Ontology annotation, biological process: complement receptor mediated signaling pathway; positive regulation of cytosolic calcium ion concentration; inflammatory response. Gene Ontology annotation, cellular component: plasma membrane. Gene Ontology annotation, molecular function: G protein-coupled receptor activity; complement receptor activity.
ACACACACACACAGACACACACAGCUCAAAUACGUCCCCACUUUGGUCUCUGACCACUGAGACCUCGUUGCUGUCACAUCUGCAUGUCCGUUGAACAUCUGCGGCCGACGAUGCCUCUCAACGCCUCCCUCCCGCUGCUCAAGCCUUCAGCGGUGGACGUGGACGCCAUCAUGGACAACUUCUCCAUCGUCCUCUACAGUCUGAUCGUCACGCUGGGCGUCUCGGGGAACUCCCUGGUCAUCUGGGUGGCUGGAUUCAAGCUCAAGCCAAAGGUCACCAACGUGUGGUUGGUGAAUUUGGCGGUGGCGGACCUCAUCUUCUGCGUGACGCGAGCCUUCUCCCUCGCCAAGAAGCUCUUCUUUGACGAAUGGCCCUUCGGCGUCUUCGUCUGCAAGUUCAACGGCUUCUUCAAAUACGCCAACAUGUUCUGCUCCGUCUUCCUGUUGGCGGUGAUCAGCCUGGACCGGGUGCUCUGCGUCUGGCGGCCCGUCUUCACCAAGCGGCACCGCUCCCUGUUGGCCGCCAGAGUGGUCGCCGUCUGCGUGUGGAGCGCCGCCACCGUCUUCAGCGCGCCGUACUUCUUCUACCGCCAGGUCUACCAGAAGAACAACCUGACCAAGUGCUCGCUGGAGGUGAAGGAGACCGACAGCGCCGCCAAACUGGUGCUCUACUCCAUCCGCUUCCUGUGCGGCUUCAUGCUGCCCUUCGUGGUCAUCGUGGUCUGUUACACCCUGGCAGGAGUCGGCAUCCAGCGCACCCGGCUGGUCGGGAAGUCCCGCCCCCUGCGCAUCCUGGCCCUGUUGGUCGCGGCCUUCUUCCUGUGCUGGGCGCCGUACCACUGCCUCCAGCUGGUGAAGAUGGUGGACAGCAAGAACGCGGUGGUGAAGAUCUGGCACCCUGUGGCAAAGGGCGUGGCCUACUUCAAAAGCUGCGUGAACCCGCUGUUGUACUUCUGCAUGGGGCUGGACGUGAGGGGGCGCUUCAGGCAGAGCCUGGCGGGGGUGUACAAGAGGGCCCUGGUGGACGGCGUGGAGGGGCAGGCGACCCAGUCCAACGAGCUGGAUGACAGCGGCGUGUCCAAACACACGUCUUUGGUCGCGCCAGGCCGGAGUCAGACGAUGGUGGACGUGGCUGAAGUUUGAGUUGGUGGAACACACGGCAGACCUGUAGGUGCAGUGAGAUCGUCUUUAGCGGCCUGCAAUUGAAAUGAAAUCACUCACAUCUACUUGGAUGAUUUAGAGGUUUCCGUGGAUUAAGGAGACGUUACAAAUGCUAAAUUAAUACAAUAAACCUCAAAUCGUUUUCUCAUAGACUUCUAUGGGACGAGAAGAGCCGGCCCCUGGUGGUCAAUAGAGAGAAUGCAGCUUUAAGACGUGAAGCUUUGACUUUACUUUUCAGACCUGCUGGAACGUUGUACCUGUUUCAUGUUAAAAACCUAUUUUAACCCAGAUUUCCCUUAAAUAAAAGCUAUUAACAAACUAUUUGGGAAAGACAGUAACGGUACUAACGACUGACGAACUAACUGAUAGAGGAGACACUCAAGAAAAAUGUGACAAAACGUAAUGAUUGACGUAUAAUUGACAAAUAAGUCAAAUAAAAAUGUUUACUUUUAGUUCUAGUUGCUUAUAGAGAAACAGCUUCUGCUCAUCAGCGGCAUCACUGCAAGUGAAACAUGUGGUUGUUGUUUAGAUACAUAACUUAAAAUAUUAUUUCCUCCCCAAACUGCUGCAAAAGCGAGACUAUUAAAAGGAAAGCCAGUAAUAACUUAGGGGCUGUCUUCUGGUUGGGGGUUUCGCUGCUUUUGUUUUUAAAUGCAUAGUUUUAUUUUCUACGGCCAGAGAUGAGUAAAAUAACUUGUAGAAUGUCCCAGUGAGCUCAGGACUGAAGUGCGUUAAUGGUUAAUUUUACAGGACAGACGUGCAUAUAAAUGACAAUAAAACAAAGCAUGGAGGCUGUUAGACCAUCCCAGUGGAAAUCGGUCCUUAGCAACGGGCUCUUAAACCGAGCUGUACUAACUCACUCGUUGCCGGGAAACACCUGCGUGCCUUCGGCCUGUUUGUCCUAAAGUCUCCUCUUUAGCUUCUAUUCUUGCAGCAGCAGCAGAGACCCGGUGGAUGUUGUGAAACUCGCAAUGUUACGCUUUCAUUUGUUGCUUCUACCUGUGCUGUUGUUGUAACUUUUGUUAAUAUGAUUAUAGCGGAAAUGCAAUGAAAAUAAAAACUUUUCAAUGUUG